GUUACGUGGGAAUUUACUGACGAAACGCGGGCAUCUGCAUCAAUAUUAGGUGGCGCGGAUGGUAUUCAAUCCGAAGUCUAGAAUUAUCUCUAUCCGGACCUAGAGCCAAACUUUACCGGUGAUAUAGGUGUGACAGCCGCCGUGCCUAUAGCUCAACUUACCAAAAAGUUACUCUGCCCCAGUUACUAUUAUGAACAAGGAGCAGGGAUCGUUUUUUAUUGUGCAACAGCUCUAUGAUGGCAGCGAUGUGUUGAUUGGCAAAAAACAGCCAUUUAAAACAAACUUAUCAAGACAAGGCUGGACGGAGUUGCUCAACAAUAACGACUGGUGUAUCGCUUUCCUCCGUGAGGAAGCUGACAAGUUCCCCACCAUUGUGUCAAAUGCCGUGAGCAAAAUAUCCAAGAAUAAGAUCAACCUGUAGCCGUUUUAUGUAGUUCCAAAGUUGGACAGUUAGGUAUCGAGCGAGGGUAGAGGUGCUAUUCUGGGCGAUGCUGCACGUGCUAUUCCGCCAACUGCAGGGUAGAGGGUGAACCAAGCAUUUGAAGAGGUUUAUACGUUUUCUGGAGUACUGGUACCAAUCUUUGAGGCAGAACAAGGACACUAGCAAGACGAUGUUAGUAGAUGGACUGAGAGACUAGCAGCAUGAAAG
Messenger RNA from Talaromyces proteolyticus, 649 nucleotides. RefSeq lists its product as uncharacterized. Bases 191 to 421 code for a protein of 76 amino acids. The transcript has a single exon. The record is from RefSeq and is a predicted model, not a curated record. NCBI's taxonomy places the organism in Eukaryota, Fungi, Ascomycota, Eurotiomycetes, Eurotiales, Trichocomaceae.